AUGCCUUCUGCCGUGAAACCGCCACAGACUCUGUAUGACAAGGUCUUCGAGGACCACAUUGUCGAGGAGAAGGAAGAUGGCACAGUCCUGCUUUACAUUGACAGGCAUCUUGUGCACGAAGUGACAUCACCACAAGCCUUCGAGGGUCUGCGAAAUGCCGGCCGGAAGGUCCGGAGACCCGACUGCACCCUUGCCACGGUAGACCAUCAGAACAUCCCCACGGCAUCACGGAAAAACCUCACCACGACCGAGAAGUUCAUCGACGAGGCCGACUCGCGGACACAAUGCAUGACCCUCGAGGACAAUGUCAAGGCCUUCGACCUCACAUACUUUGGUCUCGACGACAAGAGGCAAGGUAUCGUUCACAUCAUCGGACCCGAGCAAGGCUUCACUCUGCCAGGAACCACGGUUGUCUGCGGUGACAGCCACACAUCCACACACGGCGCUUUUGGUGCGCUUGCGUUCGGCAUUGGCACAAGUGAAGUCGAGCACGUCCUGGCUACACAGACACUCAUCACACAAAGGAGCAAGAACAUGAAGGUCCAGGUCGAAGGAGAUUUGUUACCUGGCGUUAGCAGCAAGGACAUCAUCCUGCACGUCAUCGGCCAGAUUGGUACUGCUGGUGGUACUGGUGCAGUCAUCGAAUUCUGCGGCUCAGCUAUUCGCAAUCUCAGCAUGGAAGCACGCAUGUCGAUAUGCAACAUGUCCAUCGAAGGCGGGGCGAGAGCCGGAAUGGUCGCCCCAGACCAGAUCACGAUUGACUAUCUCAAGGGACGCCCCCUCGCACCCAAGACGGACAGCCCAGAAUGGAAGAAGGCCUGCAGUUAUUGGCUGAGUCUGAAAUCAGACGAGGGCGCCAAGUUCGAUAUCGAGGUCAACAUCGACGCCAAGGACAUUGCGCCGACGGUCUCCUGGGGAACUUCGCCGCAGGAUGUCGUUCCCAUCACAGGCGUCGUUCCCGGUCCUGACGACUUCCAGGAUGAUGUCAAGAAGGAUGCCUGCAGACGUGCUUUGAAGUACAUGGGCCUCACUGCUGGCACCCCCAUGCAAGAAGUCAAGGUCGACAAGGUCUUUAUUGGCUCUUGCACAAAUGCACGUAUCGAGGAUCUGCGGGCAGCGGCACGCGUUGUCGAGGGCAAGAAGAUUGCGUCCAACAUCAUGCGCGCCAUGAUUGUUCCUGGGUCCGGUCUGGUGAAGAAGCAGGCAGAAGCUGAGGGUCUCGACAAGAUCUUCACCGAAGCCGGUUUCGAGUGGAGAGAAGCUGGUUGCUCAAUGUGCCUGGGCAUGAAUCCUGACAUUCUUUCGCCUGGCGAGCGCUGCGCGUCGACUUCGAACCGAAACUUUGAAGGCCGACAGGGAGCAGGCGGUCGAACACAUCUUAUGUCGCCUGUCAUGGCUGCCGCCGCCGCCAUUGUAGGAAACCUUGCCGAUGUGCGGAAACUCGCUCCUCCAACCUCGUCGGCCGCGAAUGGCUCACCAAAGGUUGAGCUCGAUGCACACAUGGAGGAGGUCAGCAGCGACGACGAGAUCGACCGCAUAAUGGACCUCCCCGCCGAUUCCCAGAUGCACACAGCACCAACCAGCACCAAGGGUGCCACAGCCGGCAUGCCAAAGUUCGAGACUCUCCGCGGCUAUGCAGCACCCAUGGACAUUGCCAACAUUGACACCGACGCCAUCAUCCCCAAGCAAUUCCUAAAGACAAUCAAGCGCUCUGGCCUCGGCUCCGCUCUCUUCCAUGCCUGGCGCUACGAAGCUGGCAGUGACAAGGAAGACGCCAGCUUCGUCCUCAACCAGGAACCGUUCCGCAACUCCAAAAUCCUCGUCUGCACUGGACCCAACUUUGGAUGCGGUUCAAGUCGAGAGCACGCUCCAUGGGCGUUGCUCGACUUUGGCAUCAAAUGCAUCAUCGCCCCUUCAUUUGGUGACAUCUUCUUCAACAAUACGUUUAAGAACGGCAUGUUGCCUGUACGCAUCACUGACCAAGCCGCUCUCAACAAGCUUUACGAGAUCGCCAAGUCGGGGCAGGAGUUGGAAGUCGAUCUCCCCAACCAAGUUAUCCGCGACUCCAACGGCACCGAAAUCACAAAGUUCGACGUUGAGGAGUUCAGGAAACAUUGCCUUGUCAAUGGUCUGGACGACAUUGGCCUGACUAUGGCGAAUGAGGAGAAGAUCCAGACACAUGAGAAGAAGAGAACGGCGGUCUGGCCGUGGCUGGAUGGUAGCGGUUAUCUGAAGAGGCAUGGACGUGGGCCGGUAAAGAUCGAGGCAAAGCCGGUGCCCAAGACUAACCGGGGUGAGGUGCUAAAUGAGCCGCUGGAGUGGUAGAGAAGCCGGGGUAUGAUCUUCUAGGGAGGGGUCUAUUCCGCGAAUGCGAUGGUUAAAUAGCUAUGAGUACAUGAUGGACGAUAUCAAGGGCACGAUUCAUUAUAAUACUUUGCUUUCGCUAUAUUGUCCAGGGAGCUUCAAUGCUGUCCAAACGCCAGCCUUUUCGGUAUACCGCGCUAUGCAGCCCACAAUCUACGAAUAUCAACGC
Parastagonospora nodorum SN15 is the source of this 2533-nucleotide messenger RNA. RefSeq lists its product as hypothetical. The record is from RefSeq and is a predicted model, not a curated record. Gene Ontology annotation, molecular function: 4 iron, 4 sulfur cluster binding; 3-isopropylmalate dehydratase activity. Gene Ontology annotation, cellular component: 3-isopropylmalate dehydratase complex. The transcript has 4 exons. The coding region runs from base 1 to 2325 and encodes 774 amino acids. NCBI's taxonomy places the organism in Eukaryota, Fungi, Ascomycota, Dothideomycetes, Pleosporales, Phaeosphaeriaceae. Gene Ontology annotation, biological process: L-leucine biosynthetic process.